GAAAUAAGAGGUGGCUAUAGUUGAAAGUGGUUUUUUCGUCCCCAUCAGCCCGAUUUUACUGUCAAGUCCCGACCGGUGCAGUCAAGUACUUUUCGUGCUCCCUUUUACCUAUUCACUUUCUUCCAUUAUCUACUUAUCUUGGUUCCACUGGACCAUUUCCACUUGUUCCUUCUCUCCCCUAACUUGAAAAGCAGUUUAUUUCAAACCAAGAGAACGGCCAUUAUCUACCGUCGUCAUCGUGGCCCCUCCUUCCAGCCUGAGAGAACAGCACCAUGGAGAAAGAUUUGCACGUGCGGGACCGGGUAGGAGUCCAGGAUUUUGUUCUGUUGGAGAACCACACGUCUGAGGAGGAUUUCAUAGAAAAUUUGCAGAAACGAUCGAAAGAAGAGCUUAUUUAUACAUACAUUGGAUCAGUGUUGGUUUCCGUUAAUCCGUACAAGAACCUCCCCAUCUACGGAUCAGACUAUGUCGAAAAGUAUCGCAAUGUCAAUUUCUACGAGCUGCCACCACACGUAUUUGCCCUGACGGACACGGCGCUGCGGUCUCUGCGCGGAGAGCUCAUCAAUCAGUGCAUCCUCAUUUCAGGUGAAUCUGGGGCGGGAAAAACUGAGGCAUCCAAAAAAGUGUUGCAGUUCAUUGCGGCCACAACGCGUAAGAAGGCGAGCCUUGAGACGGUAAAAGACAAAUUGCUGCAAUCCAACCCGGUUUUGGAGGCCUUCGGUAACGCUAAAACCAAUCGCAAUGAUAACUCGUCCCGAUUCGGCAAAUACAUGGACGUCGAGUUCGAUUUCACCGGCGACCCCACCGGUGGACACAUCAUCAACUACCUGCUGGAAAAGUCACGUGUCGUAUUCCAGGCUAAAGGCGAACGCAACUUCCAUAUAUUUUACCAACUGCUGGCUGGAGCUGACGACGACCUUUUGGAGAAGCUAUUUCUCAAGAGGGACCCUGAUCUCUACGUUUACCUUAAACAGGGCGAAAGUUCACGAUUGAGUGGAGUUGACGACGCGCAGAACUUUAAAAUCGUAAGGGGUGCUCUGCACGUCAUGGAAAUUGGAGACGAAGAACAAGAAGCACUUUUCCAUCUUUUGUCGGUCAUCAUCCAUCUUGGUAACGUCGAGUAUGCCAGCGGAGAAGGUGGUCGAGCAAGCAUCAGCAAUCCUGCUUUGGUUUCUACUAUCGCAAAGCUUCUCGGAUGCCCGGAAGAUAAGCUGGUGAAAGCUUUGCUGAACCGUACAAUUGAAGCACGCGAUGACGUUGUGGUAUCGCCAAUGGGGCGCGAUGAAGCUGUUAAAGCGCGCGACGCUUUGUCCAAAUCCGUUUACGAGCGCAUGUUUAACUGGCUCGUCCAGCGACUUAAUCGCUCGCUGCAAUCGGGUGCCGAGGUCAAGAAGAAAAUCGUACUCGGCAUUUUGGACAUUUACGGCUUUGAAAUCUUCCAGUCCAACAGUUUCGAACAGCUCUGCAUUAAUUACUGCAACGAGAAGCUUCAACAACAACUGUUCAUCGAAUUGACGCUCAAAUCCGAACAAGAUGAAUAUCGCCGCGAGGGCAUUGCUUGGGAACCCGUCGCCUAUUUCGAUAACAAGAUCAUCUGUGACCUUAUCGAGGAGAAGCACAAGGGUAUCAUUUCUAUCAUGGACGAAGAAUGUCUGGUGCCGGGCGAAGCCAACGACAAAACAUUUCUUAAUAAGAUGGACAAGCUGCUGAGCGAACACCCGCACUACGUCAGCCAUGCGAAAGGUGACACCAAAACGAAGAAAACGAUCGAACGUGAAGAAUUCCGUCUAGUCCACUAUGCUGGCGAGGUCACGUACAACGUCAAUGGCUUCCUGGAAAAAAACAGCGACCUGUUGUAUCGUGAUUUGAAGGAAGCCAUGAUUUCGUCUUCCAAUAGGAUCACCAAAGAUAUGUUCACGGGAAGCGAACUGAGUCGAAAGAAGCGUCCAGAUACGGCCGCGUCACAAUUCAAGACCAGUUUGGCCCAGCUGGUGGACAUUUUGGUUAGUAAAGAGCCGUCGUAUAUUCGAUGCAUCAAACCCAAUGACGUUCAGAAACCUGGACUGUUCGAGAAGGCCAUCGUCACGCAUCAAGUGAAAUAUUUGGGUUUGAUGGAGAAUUUGAGAGUCCGUCGAGCUGGUUUCGCAUACCGUCGACCUUACGAAGGCUUCUUGAAUCGCUACAAAAGCCUGUGUCCGGAAACUUGGCCGCAUCCGAAAGGCGAUGCCAAAAGCUCCGUUCAGACACUCGUCAAUCAUCUGAAGUAUGGAAAAGAUGAUUAUCGCAUGGGUCUGACCAAGAUAUUCAUCAGGCUGCCCAAGACUCUGUUUGAAACUGAAGACGCAUUUCAGAAGCGCAAGAACGAGUUGGCUAGCAAAAUUCAGGCCAAAUACAAGGGCAUCCUGCAGCGACGCAAGUACCUGGCUAUUCGCGCUCGCAUCAUCAUCGUGCAAUCGCUGGUUCGUCGUUUCUUGGCUAAACGUCUAGCUGCCAAACGCCGAUCGGCUGUAGCCGUGAUUCGUCGAUUCAUUGUUGGCUUCAUGAAGCGUAACGAGCCGAUGGGAAGCGACAACGAAAAAUUCCUCGGGUUUGUCCGUCACCAGUACCUGUUGCGUUUGGCUAAACAGCUUCCUCAAUCAAUUAUGGACAAGUCCUGGCCCGACGCCCCUGCCAGUUGCCAAGAGGCCAAUAAUAUACUGAGGGCCAUGUACAUGCAAUGGAUGGUGGGACGUUACUGCAAGAGCCUUUCGCCUUCGCGUCGGCAUCAAUUUGAAAUGAAAGUGUUGGCUGAAGCGGUAUUUAAAAAUAACAAAAAGAGUUACGGUGCCAGUGUCACCAAGUGGUUCGUCGAUAGCCGAUUGUCCAACGAACAAAAAGAACUUUUCCGCUCUAAUUUUGAAGCCAAUGUCAAAUCCCAAGGCGAGACUAUUUUGUACUCGGCUCCAGUUACGAAAUUUGACCGUCAUGGCUAUAAGGCUCGCGAGCGUUUCCUAGCACUCACCAAAGCGGCUGUCUAUUUACUAGAUGCCAAAGACUGUAAAGUCAAACACCGCUUGACAUUCAACGAUAUCACUGGCAUAACGGUGACCAACAGUCAGGAUAAUUUGAUCGUGGUGCGAAUCCCCGAAGACGAUAAAAAAGACAAAGGGGACCUGAUCCUCGAAUGCAACUACCUGAUUGAAACGCUUACCUGGAUUGUGGAUACCUGCAAAAAACGCGACAUAAUUCGAUUUGAAUCCGCAACUUCGCUGACGCAUCACAUUGCCAAGGGUAAGCCUGGUACUAUUGAAAUCACCCGAGGUGGAGAAAUAACGGGCAUUUCUAAGGGUAAAAAUGGUCAUCUGAUGGUGGCUGCUACAUAAAAGUCGAAGCAUAAUCGUAACCGUUUAGCGGUGAGACGGGCAAUUCACAAGCGACAGUUCAGAUAAAAAGAAGACAUUCCUUUAAUUUUUUUUCUUUUUCUUUUCCGUAAUUCAUUUUUGUUGAUUACUAUUUUUGAGAUGAUGACAAGCAAAACGACUCGGAGCACCGACAACAAGUGCCCUUAUUCGAUUUGGUCAACUAUUUACAAAUUAUAAUCGAUAAUAGUGAUUUGGAAUUCCAGCAGCUAGUCUCGUAAACAUGGUAUACAAAUGAUAUAGCACAAAAAAUCCUAAAACGUAUUAUUUGAUUAGAUUGUUUACGAAGGGGAAAAUUAUUGAACUUACUAUGUUGAAUUUAUGUGCAUUUGGAAAUCGAUAACAUGAAAACUUUAUCAAUUGA
This is a messenger RNA of Daphnia magna, 3762 nucleotides long. RefSeq names its product unconventional myosin IC-like. The record is from RefSeq and is a predicted model, not a curated record. Gene Ontology annotation, molecular function: ATP binding; actin filament binding; microfilament motor activity. Gene Ontology annotation, biological process: actin filament organization; vesicle transport along actin filament. NCBI's taxonomy places the organism in Eukaryota, Metazoa, Arthropoda, Branchiopoda, Diplostraca, Daphniidae. Gene Ontology annotation, cellular component: actin cytoskeleton; plasma membrane; myosin complex.